AUGGCGAGUCAAACGGAAUCAGAGGAGCAGAUGAACACUCUCUACGAAGAAUGUUGCAAACAGCUCCGUACCGGGCUGAAACUCGAAGAACUCUACCAGACAGAGGUUAAGCGACUCGAACGAACGAGCGAAGUAUGCAACGGUCAAAAGGAAAAAACCACUGCGGUUCUGAACAACAAACUGCGCGAUACCAUCUAUGAGCACCUUCUACCUCAUUCUGUCACAGUAUUCAAGAGGUUGACUGCCAUGGACUUUGAUGGCCAGGUUUGCCAGGUUUGCGUCGAGCGUAAUGGCUUUGUGGGAUUCUCCACUAUGAUCCCGUUGCAUCUCCACGAGACCGAAUAUAGACCCCAAGUUUUCUACCGAGAGAUACUAGAAAGACUUUUCCAAACGACUACGUUCGAUCUUGGGGACGACUUGAGCCUCAUAGCGGCGCUUGGGUCAUGGGAUGGAGGACUCAGCAUCAUACCUGCUGAUUACCCCCUCGACAUUUCUUUCCUUCUCAAAUUUGAUUGGUUAGACCUUCGGUGCAAACACGAUCCCUGGUUCGUUUAUGACACGCAAUUAUGGCCCAAAGUCUUUCUCACUAGACUAGAGGGAUUGUUCAGCUUCAAGCCUGGCACGAAGAUCACAGUCUGUAUCCAGCAAGACAACGUCUGGCAACCGAUCGCACAAGAGGUUAACGAAUUGGAAUGUAAAGCCGUGGUUUCGAUCAUCUUGCCAACACUGCGAAGGCUCGCCGCCAUUGGUACGAAAACUAAGCUGAGUCUGGAUGGCGUUUGUGAACUGGAAAUCGACAAUGAUAAGGUAAUUCUGGAAGGUAUGGAGGACCCAUGGAAGAACGCGAGGAAUCAUUGA
Messenger RNA from Alternaria arborescens, 858 nucleotides. RefSeq lists its product as hypothetical. The transcript is spliced from 3 exons. The record is from RefSeq and is a predicted model, not a curated record. The coding region runs from base 1 to 858 and encodes 285 amino acids. Lineage: Eukaryota; Fungi; Ascomycota; Dothideomycetes; Pleosporales; Pleosporaceae.